This is a messenger RNA of Aspergillus pseudotamarii, 1770 nucleotides long. RefSeq names its product putative cytochrome P450 oxidoreductase. Gene Ontology annotation, molecular function: heme binding; oxidoreductase activity, acting on paired donors, with incorporation or reduction of molecular oxygen; iron ion binding. The transcript has 4 exons. The record is from RefSeq and is a predicted model, not a curated record. Lineage: Eukaryota; Fungi; Ascomycota; Eurotiomycetes; Eurotiales; Aspergillaceae. The coding region runs from base 1 to 1770 and encodes 589 amino acids.
AUGCAACACAUAGCUACGCCAGGAAUUCUGCUGGUCCUGGCCCUCAUCGUCGUUGUUGUACAAUCAUUGAAGCUAUGGCGAAACUAUACCAAAGCGAAGGGAACCGGUCUUCCCGUCGUCGUCACUCCACUGCUCGAGACACAAGUUCUUGCCCAGAUUGCAACCCCCAUUCUUCGCACCAUAUAUAUUAACUCUCUUGAUGAGGGUAAAGGAUGGCCUCGAUGGUGCCGCUUUAUGAUCAAAGACUGGUCAUGGGAGGAUAAGCGGCUGGCCCACGAGGAAUAUGGUGACGUUUUUAUUGUCGUAUCCACUGAGGGCAUGAUUUGCUACAGUGCAGAUGCGAAGAUGGGCUGGGACGUGAUGAACCGUCGAUACGAUUUCACAAAACCGCGAGAUAAAUACAAACUCCUCGAACUCUAUGGACCGAACGUGGCAACCGCCGAAGGAGCUGAGCACCGUUUCCACCUACGCAUCACUGCACCGCCCUUAUCAGAUGGCAGUGGUGUCAACGACCUUGUCUGGACAGAAACUAUGCGCCAAACCCGCAAUCUUCUUCCUAAAUGGGAGCAAGAGUCCCCUGGAAAUCUGCAUGAAGACGUCAACGCUCUGACACUUGCAGUUAUUUCUCUUGCGGGCUUUGGCAAGAAGCUCGACUCGGUGACAGAACAGACCCAGGAUAUUCCGUCAGGAUAUAAGAUCAGCUUUCUGAGAGCCAUAACGGAUACGACGGCGUUUAUGGUCGCUAUUCUAGUAUUUCCGGCGUGGCUGUUAAGAGUCUCUCCGCUGGCAAAGGCGACACUGGCACAUGCAGAGCUGGACAAAUAUCUUCGUGCUAUGAUCCAGGAGGAGCGGGAAGCGCUGGACAGCGGUGGAAGUGUGGCAUCUCGUGGACCGUCAGGAAACCUAAUGCAGACGCUACUCAAGUCAUCUUAUGACGUUGCGCAGGAGAAACAGCAGCAACAAAAGGGAGCUCCCUCGGAGCCAAGUAAAAAGCAUGCGUUUACCGAGUCCGAAGUUUUGGGAAAUUUGUUUAUCUAUCUGUUGGCCGGUUAUGAAACCACAGCGAAUGCUAUCGCAUACGGCCUGGUUGUGCUCGCCUUGGAGCCGGAAUUACAGACGCGUGUCGCUGCUGAAGUUGACUCCGUAUGGUCGCAAGCAGCUAUGGAAGGUCGCAGUGAACUCACGUACCAAUUAGACUUUCCCGAGUUGAAAUAUAUGUACGGCUUUAUGUACGAAACUUUCAGGCUCUACCCUGGCGUUACGCUCAUCACAAAAAUGUGCCACGAAGCCCAGCGCGUUUGCGUUGGGAACACCUCACACAUCCUCCCGCCAGGCUGCCGCGUCUAUUUAUCCACUCCAGGCGUCCACUACAGCGAGAAGUAUUGGGAGAAUCCCAAAGAACUAAGACCGGAGCGAUGGUCUGAGAGCUAUUCUUUCAGCGAUAAAAAUACGAGCAGGCCCACGGCAGCGCCGAGCUCUGCGAAAUCCCACGCUAAAACUGCCGCCAUCGCAGCCGAUAAAACACGCCAAAUGCGUGGCACUUUGCUAACAUUCAGUGACGGGGCUCGCGCCUGCCUCGGCCGCAAGUUUGCGCAAGCAGAAUACAUGGCUUUCUUCUCGGUUCUACUGCACACAUUCGAGAUAACAUUUGCCGAAGGCGUAGAUCGGGAUCAGGCAAGAAGAGAUUUAGAUUUGAAGUGUGCAGGUAAAGUCACGCUUGCGCCGUUGGACGGACAGCGACUAGUUUUAAAGAGAAGGGCAGGACGGUAG